UCAGCCAACAGCGCUCUUUUUGGCGCUAUUAAUAAAAUCUCCUUCUUUCGUAAAACUAGCCAACACACCUUCUCCGUUAAAACAAAUCAUCCCCUAAGUUAAGGAUUGCGCUAACAGACUGACUACAUGGCCCAGAGCUCAAGAGCAAGAUUUCUAAAUCAAAGAGUAACAUUUAGUCUAUCUUUGGCAGUUGUAUUUGUAUCUUCAGUUAGUUCUUAUUCCUUAGAAGUAAACGAAAUUCUAGAUGCCCAAAGGAAUAUACAGAAAAGGAGCCUCGUAAGCGAUGACAUUGAACUCGUAGAAGUGUGUUCAUCAGUGCAGAGUUUUGAACAGCUUGAUACAGCUAUCAAUGUUGACUUGCUGACUGUAGAAAUACACCCAGAUGCAUGGGUAUUCGUCACAAGGUGCAGAGUACCAGGAAAAUCAUGCAGAGGCAUCGACGAGAAUAUACAAUCCAUAUGCAGACCGAAGAAGUCAUGGGUUCAAGUGUACGGAAGGACAUCUGGUGACACAUGGAGGCCUCACUGGGUUGCCGUGGACACAGCCUGUGUAUGCUCAAUUCGGAGAAGAAGAUUCCUAGAAUCAACAUCCAGGAUUCCUUUAACAGGAAAAAAUUUCCUUCCUUAACAA
Parasteatoda tepidariorum (common house spider) is the source of this 630-nucleotide messenger RNA. RefSeq names its product venom nerve growth factor 1. NCBI's taxonomy places the organism in Eukaryota, Metazoa, Arthropoda, Arachnida, Araneae, Theridiidae. Gene Ontology annotation, molecular function: signaling receptor binding. The record is from RefSeq and is a predicted model, not a curated record.